GCCUGGGUCUACAAAAUAGGUUUAUUUUCCACAACUAAACUUGGAUCUAUUUUGUUCAACUUUUUAAUGUCAGAAACUCGACAUAUCUUACUUUAUUAACUACUGUUGAGCAUUUACUUUCUACUGCUGACAGGUAAGUCUCCUACAGAGUAUCCCUAAGUAAAUAGUACCAUUUACCGAACCUGAAAUGCCCAGCCUCCCCAAAGCAACUAUUUGCAUAUAUCAGGUUCAGUUACAAAUGCAUGAUCUUAUUGCCUUUUCUAAGAGACUUUGCUGAUAGCUAAAGAAGACUAAAGCCUCUGGUUCCCCUUUCCUUUCCAAUUUUCCUGGGAACAUUCUGCUUACAAAAUCAAUUACAUGAAUCCACUUAACUAUUUGUAGUUAUUUUAUACAUUGUCUUCAAAGAGAGAUCAUAACUUACUUGAAUUGGGGGCUAUAUCUUACAUAUGAUUUUUGUAUUCACCCAGCUCUUAACAGAUGGUGGUUUAUUCUGUUAAAGACUGAAUAGUAAUAGCAUCGCAUAUCACAAAGAAUGCAACUCAGAAAAUAAGAAUAUAGGAGAAAGUGUAAUUUAAAUUAAUCAAUACAGAAGAUAAAUUAAUAUUUUGUCUCACACUUACUUGACUGUUUAAAACCUGAGAAUCUGCAGUCGCGUGGUGGCGCUGCAGGAUAAGAUGGGGACUUUUCUGUAUCAUCAAAUGCUCUGGUCUCCAUUAGUCAGUGGAACUGAGAGCACAGGAGAAGCAGGAAGGGGGAAAAGAGGAUUUCAAGAGAAAGCUAAGGAACCAACAACACCUUCGUGGCAGGAUUACAAGUCCACAGAUUACCAGUGGUCCAGGCUGAUAGAUGAGAGGAGCAACUUAGGAGCUGUUUGUGACUGAGUUGAAACAUUUCUGCAGAAAGACGUUUGGCUAAGGAGCCAUGGAGUCAGGAGAGAGGUGCCCUCAGCAGAUAAGGCAAGUGCUGCUUUUCUUUGUUUUCCUGGGAGGGUCUUUGGUGUGUUCAGAGCCCUGGCGCUAUUCUGUAUCAGAGGAAAUGGAAAUUGGCUCCUUUAUAGCCAAUGUGGUGAAAGAUACAGGCUUGGGUGUUGAAGACUUGGUUGCACGGGGGGCAAGAGUCAUCUUUGAUGACCAUAAACCAUAUUUACAGUUGGAUCAGCAGACUGGCAACUUGCUCUUAAAUGAACAACUGGACCGGGAGGCACUUUGCCAUCUCACAGAACCAUGUAUAUUGCAUUUCCAGGUAUUAUUUGAAAAUCCUUUACAGUUUUUUCGGGCUGAGCUUUGGGUCAAUGACAUAAAUGAUCAUACCCCUGCAUUCCUAGACAAACAUAUACUUCUGAAAAUCUCAGAAGGUACUACUCCAGGAGCCUCAUUUCCAAUGGACAGUGCCCAGGACUUGGAUGUAGGAAAGAAUGGUGUCCAAAACUACACAUUAAGCCCCAAUCCUUAUUUCCAUCUUAAAUUACAAGACAGUGAUGACGGAAGAAAAUACCCAGAGCUGUUCCUGGACCAAUCUCUGGAUCGAGAAAAGGAAUCUGAGUUUACAUUAAUUGUAACAGCUUUGGAUGGCGGGUCCCCGCCCAGGUCUGGAACUACACUUGUUCGUAUUUUGGUCUUCGAUAUCAAUGACAAUGCUCCAGAGUUUGAGAGGUCUGUCUAUGAGGUUCAGGUACCAGAAAACAGCCCUCUGGACUCCUUGGUCGUUAGGGUGUCUGCUACAGAUUUGGAUGCGGGAAUAUAUGGAGAACUAUCAUACUCAUUUUCCCAUGUCUCCAGAGACAUACGGAAAACAUUUGAAAUCCAUCCAAUUUCUGGUGAAAUCCGCUUAAAAGCUCUUCUGGAUUUUGAAUUAAUUCAGUCAUUUACAAUAAAUAUUCAGGCAACAGAUGGUGGUAGCCUUUCGGGAAAAUCCGCAGUUUUAGUUCAGGUUGUGGAUGUGAAUGACAACCCACCAGAAAUAGUCAUGACAUCUCUUACCAGCCCCAUACCAGAAAAUUCGUCGCCUGAGAUGGUGGUCGCUAUUUUCAGUGUAAGAGACCAAGAUUCUGGGGACAACGGGAGGAUGGUGUGCUCAAUUCAGGACGAUCUCCCCUUUCUCCUGAAGCCUACCUUCAAGAAUUUCUACACUCUGGUAGCAGGACUCCCACUGGACAGAGAAAGCCAGGCCGAGUACAACAUCACCAUCACCGUCACCGACUUGGGGACCCCCAGGCUGAAAACGCAGCACAACAUCACCGUGACGGUCUCCGACGUCAACGACAACGCCCCCGCCUUCAGCCAAACCACCUACACCCUGCGCGUCCGCGAGAACAACAGCCCCGCCCUGCACAUCGGCAGCGUGAGCGCCACGGACAGGGACUCGGGCGCCAACGCCCAGGUCACCUACUCGCUGCUGCCGCCCGCGGACCCGCAGCUGCCCCUGGCCUCCCUGGUGUCCAUCAACGCGGACAACGGGCAGCUGUUCGCGCUCAGGUCCCUGGAUUACGAGGCGCUGCAGGCGUUCGAGUUCGGCGUGCGCGCGGCCGACCGCGGCUCGCCCGCGCUCAGCAGCCAGGCGCGGGUGCGCGUGCUGGUGCUGGACGACAACGACAACGCGCCCUUCGUGCUGUACCCGCCGCAGAACGGCUCUGCGCCCUGCACCGAGCUGGUGCCCAGGGCGGCCGAGGCGGGCUACCUGGUGACCAAGGUGGUGGCGGUGGACGGCGACUCGGGCCAGAACGCCUGGCUGUCGUACCAGCUGCUCAAGGCCACGGAGCCCGGGCUGUUCGGCGUGUGGGCGCACAACGGCGAGGUGCGCACGGCCCGGCUGCUGAGCGAGCGCGACGCCGUCAAGCACAGGCUGGUGGUGCUGGUCAGGGACAAUGGCGAGCCGCCGCGCUCGGCCAGCGUCACGCUGCACGUGCUGCUGGUGGACGGCUUCUCGCAGCCCUACCUGCCGCUCCCGGAGGUGGCGGCGGCCGAGGCGCGGGCAGACCCGCUCACCGUCUACUUGGUCGUCGCCUUGGCGUCCGUGUCGUCGCUCUUCCUGUUCUCGGUGCUGGUGUUCGUGGCGGUGCGGCUGUGCAGGCGGAGCCGGGCGGCGUCUGCGGGUCGCUGCUCGGGGCUUGAGGGCCACUUUCCGGGCCACCUGGUGGACGUCAGCGGCGCGGGGACGCUGUCCCAGAGCUACCAGUACGAGGUGUGUCUUCGGGGAGGCUCGGGGACCAGUGAAUUCAAGUUCCUUAAACCCGCUAUCCCCAACGUCUCUCCCCCAGAAGGUAAAAUGGAGGAAAGCCACACCUUUCUGAAUGGCUUUGAGUUCAUUUAGGGAUUUGAUUACUCUGCCGAACUUUUAGAGUGAGUGCUAUUUCUUUGUAAAAUAUGUUCAUUGUAAUGCAAAAUUCUUUGUUUUGGGUAACUUCAUUUUACUUAAGAGUUUCCAGAAGUUUUGAUGAAUUUUCUGCUAUCUACUUUUUAAAUAGUAACUGUGGAAAAACUAAGGGAGCUAGGAUUUGCUUAGACUUUCUUCCAAAAUGCAACCUCAAGUAAUUUAUUCAAAUAUACAGCAUUUUCCUUUCAAGCUUAAUGGUACACUGGGUUCAGUCAUAUUCUCUGGGUGUCUAAGCUGUAGAUCCUCUCACUGAAACUGUUUUUAUAUGUUUGAUAGAGGAAAGUGCAUGAUAUAAAUAAAAACCAUGCAUGGUUUCUGAGAUGUUAUCUUAUUUAGAUUUUUAAAAAAACCAUAAUCAAUUUUGCCAAUCUUUCCAGCCAAAUAUUUGAGUAAUUUUUCUGCAUUUAGGUAUUUUUCUUUGUAAACACUUUGGAACUGUAUAUAUUGCUGGAAGAUGUAUUAAAAUAAAUUUUAAUCUUGUUUGGAUUAAGAUACAUAUCCAGCCCACACUUCUUGUCUGAGAACUUCCUGGGACUUCCCAAGGGAGGUAAUCACUGUUGAGAUGUUUAUUAUACUUUUCUUUACCUCUCUUGGCCAUUUUUGAUUAGCCUAGUAAUAGACUCCUGAUUAAAGUAGGCAUAGUCACAUUCUCCAAGCCUCUAAAUUUCUACUUAUGAUGUAGUUCAUCUAUUUUUUUCUUGAUUGCUUGUAACUAGGAAAUAAAUAUUAAGUAUGGGCUGAGGUAGCCAUGUUAUACUUGUGUAAGCUGGCAGCACAGAGUGGCAUGUAGAGAGGGAAGAAAGAAAGGAGGACGGGAAGGAAAAUGAGAAGGAAUAAGGGAGUGGUGGAGGCAGAAGCCUAAGAAACAGAAGAGACUAAGAGCCAUUUGAUUCUAGGCAUGUUAGUUCCUGAUUCCAGUGUUCCUAAGUCCCUAAUGUCUAAUUGUCCUUCACAUUUGCAGUGAAACUCCAGUUCCCUAAUAAUAAAACUCCUUUAUUUAACUCAUCUUGGGGAGAAGGCAUUUGUUGAAACCAAACUCUUUUGGAACGAUACAUGCAAUUUUGAGUAUUCAAUUAGACUACCAUAAACUCUGGUCUUUUACUGCAGGUUUUUAAUAUUAACUUAAUCAAUGAAUGGGAUAAAAAUGUACAAGCUUAGAGAUAACUAAUCUGUACUAGAGAGUUUUGUUACAAAACUUAAUUUUGUAAAUAAUUUAUAAGAUCUUUCAACUUAAAGAUGUUAUAAAAUGUUUUAUGGAAUAUUUUGUUAACAGGUAUCCCUCCUUUUUUUAAAUGUGCUUCAGGAUUAGUUUUAAAAAGUAACAUUGACUUUGUUAUUGUUUGGAUAUCUAUACAUCAAACCUUCCUUAGCAUCUCUUUUAAAAAUAACUAAGUUCAAUGUGAACAGAAUUAUUUUAUCAUUUAAUGUAAAAUCUUCAGGAUCUAUAAAUAAUCCCAUUUAUAAAUAAUAUGGGGUAAUUAAUGAUUUCAUUAGUAGUAAUUUGAUUGAUGCUAGUCUAUUACUAGAACUUUCAUGAAAAAAAUUUCAAGCUUUCUACCAAGUAUAUGGGCUUAAAAUGUUCUUCUCAGAAGAGAAAAUGAGAAAAUUUAUCUGAGAGAUGACAAAUGGGAAUGAAAAACUAAUUUUGAUCCAUUAAUUUACUGAUACAGGUACCAGCAUCUACCUAUUAAUAUUUUUUAAAGUGCAUGGACAUUAAGGGCACAUUUUCUUGGACUUUUGAUUCUAUAAUAAAGAGUUUGAUGCAUGACCAGCAUCUUUCUAUGAGUAAAAUUAUCAGAUUUUAAUUGUUACCAGCAUGUUCUCACAUUUUGGAUUUACAUAAUCAAAUUUGUUUUGCUGUGUAGAGGAAAACAUUAUAAAAUAGAAUGUCAAUUUGAGUGAUUUGUACCUUAAUAGAAUUAAACUAAUAUGCAACACA
Messenger RNA from Leopardus geoffroyi (Geoffroy's cat), 5311 nucleotides. RefSeq names its product protocadherin beta-18-like. The record is from RefSeq and is a predicted model, not a curated record. The transcript has a single exon. Gene Ontology annotation, molecular function: calcium ion binding. NCBI's taxonomy places the organism in Eukaryota, Metazoa, Chordata, Mammalia, Carnivora, Felidae. Gene Ontology annotation, cellular component: plasma membrane. Bases 922 to 3309 code for a protein of 795 amino acids. Gene Ontology annotation, biological process: homophilic cell-cell adhesion.